Amphimedon queenslandica is the source of this 4641-nucleotide messenger RNA. RefSeq lists its product as uncharacterized. Gene Ontology annotation, cellular component: membrane. Gene Ontology annotation, molecular function: monoatomic ion channel activity. Gene Ontology annotation, biological process: transmembrane transport; calcium ion transport. The annotation marks the transcript as partial. The record is from RefSeq and is a predicted model, not a curated record. NCBI's taxonomy places the organism in Eukaryota, Metazoa, Porifera, Demospongiae, Haplosclerida, Niphatidae. The transcript is spliced from 39 exons.
UUUGAAAUUUUGAAAUAGAUCUAGGUGUGGUUAAAUUUAGACUUUGAUUGUUUGGAUGUAAAUUUCUUUCUAUCUAGGUCUAUUUAUGAAAGACAUCAAAGUAUGUUCUGUGGGAACAAUGUUUCAGCUAAAUUAUAUUUAUUAUUGCAAAAUUCAUUCACAGUAGAUAGAUAUGCUAAUAUUUUGACCACACCAUGAAUUUUAGAUUAAGUGCGUAUUUUUUUAGUCUCCCCUCCCCCCCUUGAUAAAGCAAAGCUCGAGCUCUGUGUGGUCGAAGCAAAGCAUAGUAGACUACAAACACGCAAGUGAUGGCAACUGGGUUGGACUGCCCUUUGCAUAUCUAUGAUGGAGAUAUUAUUCAGCUUUAUUGUCCAAAUGAGUCUGGUUAUGUUUACAGUGAACCAAGAAGUCCACAAAAAGAGUCUGAUGCUAUAGUUAUUUGUAGUAAAGAAGACUUUUUACUAAAUGACUUUACUGAGUUUUGCAUAACUCUAAAGAAAGUAUCAGAUGAAAAAUUACAUUCAGAAUGUGGUGUACAAGUGGUGGAAAGGAUAGCUUAUGGCAGUAUAGUAUAUUUGGAACACCAAGCAUCUAUGAAAUUUAUGACAGUGCAUGAUGAAAAUAAUGUGAGCCUUUUGAAGCUCAAUACACAAGGCAAAGUAAAGAAUUCUGGCAUCCAAGGGGACAAGAAGAAAAAAAUGUUUAGAAUUUUGUCUCCUUGCCAAAAGCUUGCCUGGGGUAAAGAGCUUAAGAACAAUGAUGCAUUCAUGCUUGAAAGCAUUUCUUGCGAUAGUUUAAUGGUGCAUUUUAGCUACAAUCCUCAAGAUAAUGGUUAUAAACCAUCACUAAAACCAAUGGGAACUGUGUUUAUCAUCAAUUUGCACUGUCAUAUGCGCUUAAAACAGAAUCCAAAAAGCAUAAAGGGAGGAAGUUUAGUUUAUUUGGCCUCUCUUUUAGAAAUGGAGGCAUAUAUACAUGGCACUGGAUCUUUUAUCAGUAGUAAUUAUAGUGUCACUAAAGGUGGUCAUGCUAUUGAAGAGCCUCAUGAAUUUAAAAACCCAAAUCUAGGUCCAGACUGGCAAUUACUUGAAUGUAUUUCAGAAACUUCAAAAGUUGGCUUAAUCAAGUUUAAUGAAGGAAAUUUUAAGAUGUUACCACAAUUGGGUGAUACGUUUUUUAAAAUAGAAAAGGUUUCUGAAGAGCGGGCAGGUGAUCCAAUUCUGUUUGGAGAGCAAUGUCGAAUUAGGCACUUAUUUACAUUGAAGUAUAUCUGUGUACAUGAAAAAAAUAAUGUUAUUAAUAUUGUACUGUGUGAUAAGGAAUGCGAUCAUGGUAGAUCUAUAUUUAAAAUUUUACCUGUUUCUAAUCCAGCUCAUAAAAAAGAAGUUUCUUGUUCUGAUAAAGUCAUUUUUGAAAAUAUAAAAACUUCAACGAUGUAUCUCUCUGUCAAUUUAAAGCCUCAUUCAUUAAUGGACCAGGCAGCAAUAGACCAGGCAGCAAUGGACCAGGCAGCAAUGGACCACCCACUUACUCUUUGCAGAGAUCGUGAUGUGUCACGAAAUCAGUUUGAAAUUUUACAGAUUGAGGAUUAUCUUGUUUUGCGUAGCUAUAAAUAUAUGGUGAUUGGCUCCUUGUUUAAAAAGUCUCAAAAUGUGAUCAAAGACAUAACCAAAUUAAAAAGUGAAGAAGAAAUUUCAAUGAUGAGAAAGCUCAUGGGAGAUGAAAUAUUUGAAGCAAUAAGAAAACAUGAUGAACAACCAUUGAGCUAUGACAAGCAAAACGAGAAAAAUGAUGAAAUUGAUCUGCAUAUUAAAAAGAUAAUAUAUGAAAAAAUAUGGAAACACACAGAAGAAUUAAAAUUAAUUGCUACUAUUUUAUUGAAAGAUAAUAUUGAAAUGUUGACAGAAAAAGGUGAAAUGAGAACUAAAAUUGAAAAACAGAUGACCUGCCUUGAGAAUUAUUUUAAACAAUGUGAGACUGGUGUUUCUACUGCUAAACAAUCUCGUGAUCAAGUUGCUAUUGAUAUUGAAGUAAUUAAUGAUCCUCAAGCUCAGGAACUAUUACAAUUGUUUCACCUGUUUUAUAAAAAGCAUGAACUUUCUGCAAAUUAUGAUGAAAAGGAUAAAUCAGCUGAAACAAGGGAUUUGUCAGCAGAAAAUCAGCAAAAAUUGUGCAAAAUCCUAUCUCAAUUAAUUAGUAUUGAAAAAUCAGACAUCAGUUACAUGAGUGCAUGGCUUCUUUUUGAAAUCUACACAAAAGGAAAGAGUCAUUCUACUGAAGACUCUAGAAAAGAGGAAAGGAGUCACUCCAGUGACUCCACUGAAGAUUCCUGGAUAAAAUUGCAGCUAUCCACAAUGAUAGCAAAGGGAAAUUCACUGCUUAAGCAAAUACUGACAUCAUCAAUGGAUGCAGAUUCAAUUGAAGAAUUAAAUAAACUGGCUAAGUCUUGUAUAGAUCUACAUGAGGUUGAAGUUCCUGAACCAAAUCAUGCGAGACAAACAGAGGCAGUGGGACAAACAGAGGUACCAAAUUUUAAAAGACAGAUAGAGGCACCAAAUUUUGAACGACAGACAAAGGCAUUUGAAUCUGGAUUGUUUCAUAUUAUUCUUGAAUAUUCUCUACGACACAAAGCUGAAACAGAAGUACUUGAAAGCUGUUUUAAACUGUUGCAAGGAAUUUGCACAUUAAACAAAAAGGUUCAUUGUGAACUAUUUAUAUAUUUGUAUGACUUUCUUCAAUUUGAGCAAGGCUUAGAUAUUGUUAAUCGAAUUUCCUUCAUGCUUUUUUACAUUUCUAAAAAAUGUAAUGGCAGAACAGUUAUCAUAGCACAAAAAACUGUUCAGGCAUUGAUAGAAAUGUGCACUGGGAAUUACAAUAAUCAAAAAAUUGCUAUUGAUAGUCAAGUUAUUGUAUCUAUCAAUCAAAUACUAACAGAAGCAAGAACAGAAAACAGUGAACCACAGGGAAAAAGGGAACUACACUCAUCAUGUUUUGAAUUGCUGGAAGUGAUACUAGAAAAAGAUUCACCUACCUUAGCCAACUGUAUAGCAAAUCAUUUGGAGGUUGAAAAUUUGUUAAAAGAAAUGCGACAGUCAUGGCAAUCAGUGAGAAGAAAUAAAUUAAAUGAAGAAACUAUAUCAAAAAAAGCAACUGUAAGCUUGUGUGGAAAGUCCAAUGAAUCAGAAGAUAUGUGGCACUACUGCCUAAAAUGGUCAAAGAGUGUAGAAAUUAUUCACAGAGAAAAUGAAAACAGUGAGACACUGACUCGAGUCUACUUUCCUUGUGACCCAGAUAUUCAUAUAAAAGAUAAGAACAGAAUACAACAAUCCAUUAAAAGAAGUACUCCACAAGAGAAAUUGAUUGAUCUACUUGCAUGGACAGAAGCUGUGAAAGCAGACAACAGUGAACAAAAGAAUAAGUUAAGAAAGUCUAAAUUUAUUCAUUUAAUGUUUCUAAAGACAAAGAAUGCAAGAGAUUUUUUAUUAGCAUUCCUGACAGUUUUCUUGAAUUUACUUAUCCUCCUUACAGUGGAAACUCCACCAGGUUACAACAUGCCUGGUAAUAAUAUCUGCACAACCAAUGAAACAUCAUGUAACAUUACCAAUAUAUAUUUCCAACCUAUUCCAUCUCCUGACAUACCACUUUGGUCUACAAUAAUUUUGAGCAUUAUUGGUUUCUUACAUGCUAUACUAGCAUUAUUGAUGGUAAUUGAAUACUUUGCUAGAAAUGGGGGACAUCUGAGAUUUCACUUAAGAAACACUUUUUUAAAAAUUCUCAUCACUUGUAAUCGUCGAAGCUCUGAAUUAGAGCAACCACAAUCAAAUGAGUAUUUUGUGGUACCCAUUCUAAGUUUUCAGCCAAUUUACAGGAUUAUUUUCAUGUUUUGUUCAAUAGUGGCAUGGAUUCCUUAUCCAACUUUAUUAAGAUACUUAUACUGUGUGUGCAUGCUUUACCCAUUUCUUGGCUUUGAUGUUGUUUUAUACAUUUUGAAAGCACUCAGAAAAAGCUUGAAACAGCUAUUUGUUGUGCUAUUGCUGUGCUUUGUCAUCAUGUACAUUUACGCUGUAAUCAGUUUUGCUUUAUUGAAUAACUACUUCUCUGAAGAUAAAGAUCAGUUUUGUGGUACUUUGCUUCAGUGUUUCUUCACUGUAUCACGUUUGGGUUUUCUUACUACCUUGGGAUCUGAACUUGACAUCCGUCCAUCAAAUGACUACGAAUCGAAUUUUACACUUUAUUUUUUACGUACUUUUUAUGACAUCAUAUUCUUUAUUGUAGUUACUACAUUGAGCCUUAACAUUGCCAUUGCUAUACUUGUGGAUAGAUUUUCAGCUAUGAGAGAGAAAAAAGAAGACAUUGAAGAAGAUAUUGAAAACAGGUGUUUCAUUUGCAGUAUUGAGAAAAGCGAGUUUGACAAGCGGAAAAAAGAUUUUAAGAAGCAUGUAAAAGAAGAGCAUAACAUGUGGAAUUAUAUAUUGUUUAUAAUACAUGUGCAAAACCUUCCAGAAAAUGAACACAAUGCUCUGGAAAAAUAUAUAUCAGAGAAAAUAAGAAAGAUGGAAUCAGAGAAGACAAAAAAUGAAGAUCAGAAGUCCAUUGAUUUUUUCCCAAUAUUUAGAGCCAAAUCUCUGCCAGACUACAAAG